Molecule: messenger RNA, 345 nt
Organism: Prorocentrum cordatum
Lineage: Eukaryota; Dinophyceae; Prorocentrales; Prorocentraceae
Source: the annotation of a GenBank genome assembly
GACACCAUUUUCAACGCCUUGGGCCCGACGUACGAGAUCGUGUCGGCCUUCUAUCAGGGUUCCGAGGAGCUCCUGAAGAUUCAGGCCCCGCUGCUGCGGCACCUCGCGCGCGGGGAGAACCUGGGCGCGCUGUAUUUUAUGUGGCCGAUCAUGUUCCAGGACGGCCACGCUUACCCUGCGUACGUGCAGAGGGAGAGGAUAUUCGAGCUCAUGGUGCAGAUGGAGGCCACAGGGAUCCCUACGCGCUUCCCGCACCAGUCGCACCUCUACAAAAUCUUCGCCUCAAAGGAAUGGACGGCGCAGAUGUGCCUCCACCCUUUGUUGCACGUUCCGCUCACGACGCAG